AUGGUGAACAAUCGAAACAGCACUCGGCAGGCCCGGAUGGUGACCAAUCCAAACAGCACUCGGCAAGCCGGGACGGUGACCAAUCCAAACAGCACUCGGCAAGCCGGGACGGUGACCAAUCCAAACAGCACUCAGCAAGCCGGGACGGUGACCAAUCCAAACAGCACUCGGCAGGCCGGGAUGGUGACCAAUCCAAACAGCAGUCGGCAGGCCGGGACGGUGACCAAUCGAAACAGCACUCGGCAGGCCCGGAUGGUGACCAAUCCAAACAGCACUCGGCAAGCCGGGACGGUGACCAAUCCAAACAGCACUCUGCAAGCCGGGAUGGUGACCAAUCCAAACAGCACUCGGCAGGCCAGGAUGGUGACCAAUCCAAACAGCACUCGGCAGGCCGGGACAGUGACCAAUCCAAACAGCAAUCGGCAGGCCGGGACAGUGACCAAUCCAAACAGCACUCGGCAGGCUGGGACAGUGACCAAUCCAAAAAGCAGUCGGCAGGCUGGGACAGUGACCAAUCCAAACAGCACUCGGCAGGCCCGGAUGGUGACCAAUCCAAACAGCACUCGGCAAGCCGGGACGGUGACCAAUCCAAACAGCACUCGGCAGACUGGGACGGUGACCAAUCCAAACAGCCGUCGGCAGGCCGGGACAGUGACCAAUCCAAACAGCACUCGGCAAGCCGGGACGGUGACCAAUCCAAACAGCAGUCAGCAGCCCAGGACGGUGACCAAUCCGAACAGCACUCGGCAGGCCCGGACGGACCGCGCGUCCUGCUUGCCACUCACUUCGUCAGAUAAGGGCGCUCGGCGCGUCAAAGGCUCCAGCCGCGGGUCACUCGGCGGUCACUGGGAGGGCGCCCCACAAACCAGCGACAACUGGUUCGCCGUCCUCGAGGCGAGGCGAGGAACAGAAGCGCCGUCGCAGUCGGCGCGCAGUCGCUCCAGCUGCAGUUCUUCCCGGCCGACAUGGUGGACCUGGCGGCGUGCUGCGCCGGCACCUCCGCCCCCUCCACCCCCACGCUGGACUCGCGCCACGGCCACUGGCCGGGACAGGCUGUCUGCUCGUCUACGUCCGCGCCGUCGACGCCGCUGGAUCCUCAAGCCGCGCUCAUGGUGA
This is a messenger RNA of Schistocerca nitens (vagrant locust), 1116 nucleotides long. RefSeq names its product circumsporozoite protein-like. NCBI's taxonomy places the organism in Eukaryota, Metazoa, Arthropoda, Insecta, Orthoptera, Acrididae. The transcript is spliced from 3 exons. The coding region runs from base 1 to 1116 and encodes 371 amino acids. The record is from RefSeq and is a predicted model, not a curated record.